Komagataella phaffii GS115 is the source of this 1530-nucleotide messenger RNA. RefSeq lists its product as hypothetical. The record is from RefSeq and is a predicted model, not a curated record. Gene Ontology annotation, molecular function: protein binding. The transcript has a single exon. Gene Ontology annotation, cellular component: ubiquitin ligase complex; cytoplasm. Bases 1 to 1530 code for a protein of 509 amino acids. Lineage: Eukaryota; Fungi; Ascomycota; Pichiomycetes; Pichiales; Pichiaceae.
AUGACUGAAAAAGAGCAUUAUGAGCAACUCUGUUAUGCCUGCCGAAUUGCGGACGUGGAACAGGUCGAAAUGUUGGUUUCGUCAGGCAUAGACGUUAAUAGGGUUGAUGAAUGGGACUAUUCUCCUCUGAUUCUAGCUAGUUUGUGUGGUCAUUUGAACGUAGUGAAAUUAUUGCUCAAAGUUGGUGCCAUUUGUGAUCGAGAUACAUUUCAAGGAGAAAGAUGUAUAUACGGUGCAUUGAAUGACGAGAUUCGAAAUGUCCUUCUGAGUUACGACAUCAGUAAGAGUGUCAACGAAUCGCAGCCAUUUUCUGCUCAUAUACAUAAAUUAAUCAGUGGCAAGGCGACAGUGAAUACAAAGGACAUGCUGCUGAACAACUGUGUCCCUGUUCACAGGUGGUACAUAAGUAGCCAACAGGUUGGCAUCAGCAUCGAUCAUUCAAAUGUCACCUUGAACUAUGACACAAAAAUUGUUGAACAAUUGAUUAAGUUCUUGUACCUGUCUCCCCAGUUUCAAGUUAAUGAGUCGGACUUGAAGCCUCUUGUACAAUGUAGCAAGGAUUUUGGAAUAGCAUGUUUCCAGCAGUUAUGCAAUGAGUACUUGGAGCUCUCCGCGCAGAACGAUAUCAAGAGACUGUCCAAGUUGAGACAUAAAAUACAGUUUAGCCAAAGCUUGCACACAAGAGAUCUGUUAAAAGAAUUUGUGGAAACUCAAGUUCUCGGCGCAAAGAUUGAGCUGGGUUCUUCCACCGACAUUUCACCUGUCAAGGAGAAACUUUUCAACCUAGAAAGCUGUCCAGAUAUAAUACUCCGACUUGGAAAUGCAUUUUAUCCAGCUCAUCGAUCAAUGAUGGUAAGGUCGGGUUAUUUUGAUUUGAUGUUACAAUCCUCUUUUGCGGAAGCAAGCAGUUACAACGAACUUACGGACGUUAUAUACCAUAGAGACCAAGUCGAUCCAAAAGUUGAUAUACAAGUCAUUUCACUUACUGAAGAAAUUGCUGAUGAAAGGCUGUUUGAAAUUCUACUUCGAUACGUCUAUUAUGAUGAAACAUCUGUCCCAGCAAACCUCAGCUUGGAGACUCUGUACAUGAGUGAUCAGCUGAUGGUUGACAAAUUAAAGACCAUGGCCGCAAUCGCAAUCACAAAUGACUGGGAAAGUACAGGCUAUUCAUUAUACGAGAUCUUAGAGGCUGCUUGGGUGACAAGAGUACACAGAUUGGAAACGUUUGUUGCCCACGAGUUUGCCAAACAUUUUGACCACUAUGUCACGCAACCAGAGUUCAAAGAGGUAAUAAUGGAGAGUGCAAAUAGAAUUGAUGCUAGACAAGCGGUGGACUCUAUUGAACUCAUUGAUGACAUCAGGUUCUAUCUUACCCGAGUUUAUUCCAUUGAUUUCGAAAAACCUUAUCAUCCUGAAGUUGACUAUGAAAAAUGGGAAAUUCAACAGAUGAACAGUGACAACGUUAUUCAAUACAAUCGCUGUCUUCAGGAGAUUGAAAAUCUACUGGCUGAAUGUGGAUUUGACGCAUGA